Messenger RNA from Epinephelus moara (kelp grouper), 7570 nucleotides. RefSeq names its product plakophilin-4-like. Gene Ontology annotation, molecular function: cadherin binding. Lineage: Eukaryota; Metazoa; Chordata; Actinopteri; Perciformes; Serranidae. Gene Ontology annotation, cellular component: adherens junction; cytoplasm; plasma membrane. The transcript is spliced from 22 exons. Gene Ontology annotation, biological process: cell-cell adhesion; cell-cell junction assembly. Bases 326 to 3763 code for a protein of 1145 amino acids. The record is from RefSeq and is a predicted model, not a curated record.
GCGGACGCCAGGAGUAGAUGGGUGCAUUGAGACCUCACACCGGAUAAAAGAAGGAAGGGGAAUAUAUAUAUUUAUAUAUUGCACGAGGAGUGUGUGCACGCGCGCGGGACUGUUUGCUGUUUGUUUUGUUUAUUUGUCGCGUCGGCGCGUGGGGGAAUGUAGUAGCUGUCACGGCCGCCUGCAGGAGGAGGAUGGAUGCGUAACAGGACGGAUCGAGCCAGCUGUGGCCUGCUUCUAACAGCAACAUCUGGCCGUCCUUCUGCAGGGUCAGAGAGGGCGCCUCAGCAGCCAGCCGGCUCUGGACUAUAGCGGGGAGGUGGAGGCGAUGGAGGAGGGGGACGCAGAGGGGGAAGGGCCCAUGGCGGUCAGAGAGGGGCCGAGCGGUCACGGCCUCCCGCCGAACGCCGGCAGCAGCAGCAGCAACAGCAGCACCACCACCACCACGACCACCAACCUCCUGGCUUCUGUCAAAGAGCAGGAGCUUCAGUUUGAGCGGCUGACUCGGGAGCUGGAGGAGGAGCGGCAGAUUGUGGCGAGCCAGCUGGAGAGGUGCAUGCUGGGAGCUGAGUCGCCAGCGGGAGACAGUAGCAGCUCAUCGGAGAAGUCAUUUGCAUGGAGAUCUGCAGGAGAGUCGCAGGGCGGAGCCAUGGAGGCGUCUGGACGUCACCUGGAGGCCGAGGAAGGACUCUACAUGCCUGAGCCGGACCGCGCCUCCCUGCAUGACAGUGAGGGCUCGGGAGGUCACUCGGCCCAGAUGACCUCGUAUUCAGACAGCGGCUACCAGGACAGCAGCGUUAGUUAUUACAGCAACCAGAAUGUGGUGCGUUCGGAGCCGCGGGCCUCGAUAUCAAGGAGCCCGAGAGCUGAGGGGCAAGCCUCUGGGCAGGUGUCCGGCAGGGUGUUACGGAGGAUGGCCUCCCUCCCCUCCAGGAGCCAGUCUCCCGGUUGUGGCACUGCUGGCACCGUCUCGCCCUCCCGCAUCUCCCUGCGAACAUCCCAGGGCAGCACCUACGACUCGCCCAUCCUCUCAGAGCCAAAACCUCUGGCUGCAGUGUUCCCUGGCACCUCCAUGCCACCCUCCUGCCCUUCGCCAACCUCCCCGACCGACGGCACACAGGUCCUGGGUGGUGGAGUUGGAGUUGGAGGAGGAGGUGGUGGUCGCCUGGGCUCCACCCUGUCUCUGGUGGAGGGGAGGUGUUUGACGGGGUCACCGCUGCGUUCGGGGAUGACGGCGGUGCCACAGCACUACGGCUCCACGCUGCCCAGGCAGAGCCAGCCGCUGGCCUACGGAGCUGAUCCAUACGGCCUGUACCAGAGGAGCGCGCUGCCCCGCCCCGACAGCCUCAUAGGGCUUCACAGCUCGUACGCCGGCCACGCGGGGCAGAUAGAUCCAGAGCUGAGGGCGGCGUUGUCUCCAGACUGCCACAUGACGCCCGUUUUCGAUGAGCGCUCCUUCCACAGCCCGCUGUACCACAGCCCCACCCACGACCCCCAGGGCUCCCUCUACAGGACCAACACAGGUAUGGAGACCCUCCCGCGGACCACAAGCCACUGCGGCACGCUGCCGUACCAAAGAAGCAGCUACGGGCUGAGCACUGCAGCUCUGUACGUCGACUCCUACAGGGUGCCCGCCGAGCCUGUCUUCUCCCACCGCCACUCUGGACUGGUGGACCGGGUGGCCACGCGCACCCCGUCCAUCGAGAGCAUCCACAAGGACCCCAGGGAGUUUGCUUGGCGUGACCCGGAGCUGCCGGAGGUCAUCCACAUGCUGCAGCAUCACUUCCCCUCCGUCCAGGCCAACGCUGCCGCCUAUUUGCAGCACCUGUGUUACGGCGACAACAGGGUCAAGGUGGAGGUGUGUCACCUGGGAGGGAUCCAACACCUGGUGGACCUGCUGGAUCACAAGCUGACCGAGGUUCAGAAGAGCGCCUGCGGAGCCCUGAGGAACCUGGUGUACGGCAAGGCCACCGACAACAACAAGGUGGCGCUGAGGAACUGUGGCGGUGUGCCCGCGUUGCUGCGCCUCCUCAGGAAAACAACCGACAAUGAAGUUCGUGAGCUGGUCACGGGCGUCCUGUGGAACCUGUCGUCCUGUGACGCAGUGAAGAUGACCAUCAUCCGCGACGCCCUGAGCACGCUGACCAACACGGUCGUCAUCCCCCACUCAGGCUGGAGCAGCGUCUCGCACCGUGACGAGCACAAAGUCAAGUUCCAGUCGUCCCUGCUGCUGCGUAACACCACCGGCUGUCUGAGGAACCUGAGCUCAGCAGGGGAGGAGGCGAGGAGUCAGCUGCGUUGCUGUGAAGGUCUGGUGGACUCGCUGCUUCACGUCCUCAAAGCCUGCGUCAAUACGUCUGACUACGACAGCAAGAUCGUGGAGAACAGCGUCUGCACCCUGAGGAACCUCUCGUACCGGCUGGAGGUGGAGAUGCCCUCCUCUCGUCUCCUCGGCAACCAGGAGCUGGACACCCUGCUGGGCUUCUCGUCCCCGGCCAAGGAGCUGGACUACCUCUGCUGGGGCAAGAGGAGGCGCGGCAGGAAGAGGGGCGGCUGGCCCGACGACAAGUGGGACGGCGUCGGGCCGAUCCCAGGUUUCUCCCAGCCUCUGAGGGGGGCGGAGCUGCUGUGGCACCCCAUGGUGGUGAAGCCGUACCUCAACCUGCUGGCCGAGAGCUCCAACCCCGCCACGCUGGAGGGCGCCGCUGGGUCGCUGCAAAACCUCUCAGCUGGAAACUGGAAGUUCUCAGCCUACAUCCGAGCAGCGGUGCGUAAAGAGAAAGGUCUGCCCAUCCUGGUGGAGCUGCUGAGGAUGGACAACGACCGGGUCGUCUGCUCCGUUGCCACGGCGCUGCGCAACAUGGCGCUGGACAGCCGCAACAAGGAGCUGAUAGGAAAGUACGCCAUGCGGGACCUGGUGACCCGGCUGCCGGGCGGCAGUCCAACAGUGCUGUCGGACGAAACGGUGGCAUCUGUCUGCUGCACGCUACACGAGGUCACCAGCCGCAACAUGGAGAAUGCCAAAGCUUUAGCCGACAGCGGAGGCAUCGAGAAGCUGGUGGACAUCAGUAAAGGACGGGGGAAAGGGUACUCGAUGAAGGUCGUGAAGGCAGCAGCUCAGGUGUUGAACACUCUGUGGCAGUACAGAGAGCUGAGGAACCUCUACAAGCAGGACGGCUGGAACUACACUCACUUCGUCACUCCCGUCUCCACUCUGGAGCGAGACCGCUACCUUUCACAGCCGACGCUGCCCACCAGCCCGCUGCAGAUGUCCCCCGUUAUCCAAUCAGGUGAGAGAUCCGGUGGUAGUGCAACAUCCUCGCCGGCGAUGCUCGGGAUAAGAAGACACAGUUCGAACUAUCAGAGAGCGCAGUCAUCUAUGCAACUCGACACGUAUUAUGGAGACAACAGUUUACACAAGCGGCAGUACACAGGGUCUGAGAAGAAAACUCCAUAUUUCAUUGGGACAUAUUCUUCCCAGUCAGGAGAGGAUUUGAGAAGGUCCCAGCACACAGAGCCAUUUUACGAUGAACCCGACAGGAAGAACUACAACAGCUACAGAAUGUACCUGUCGUCCCCACAAGGCUACGGAGAGGAGCCCUACGAGGACGAGCCGGUCCACCUGACCCCGUCCUCCCCCGACGGCUACGCGGGCCAGUCGCUCCAAUUCAAAGCCAACACCAACUACGUGGACUUCUACUCCACCACGCGGAGGCCUUCAAACAGGGCGAACAAGUUCACCGGCUCCCCCGACUCCUGGGUGUAGACACGAGAAAAGGGAAAAAAAAAAAAAAAAACGGACACCGUGUACGUGGAGCUUCUGUUUCUGUGCGUGUUUGUGUGUGGGGAGUGCACGUUGGGUGGGUGCGCUGUGUGAAAGGGUGAGGAUGCAUGUGAAUGUGUGUGCAUCUGUGUUGAACCUGUACUGAAUGACCAGGGCUUGGUUUGCUACGUGCAGCUUGUGACUAAGACCGACCAUGUGCACAAUAAUGCAGAUAAAUACCAACUUUUUUUUACUUUACGCAGUCGUGACAGACUGUACGAGUCAGAGAGGCCUGAGCUGUGAACACUGCCGUCUGAUUGGUCAAUAGAGGACAGUCAGUUCCUCAUUCCCACUGUCUCCUCACUCUAAAAUAGCGCAGCUAACCAACGGAGGCUGGUGGUGAGUUGAGGCGACAAAAUCCAAAAUGUAAAGGUUGUAUCAAACACAGUUAACAGCCGAAUUGACAAGAAUGCUGUCAUCAUGUGACGCCUUUUAUCUUGUGUUUUUAGAGUUAAGUGUUAUUGCCGACAUGUAAGGAAUUGUUAAAACGCUAUAUUUCUUAAAGGGGGUUUGGUGUAAUAUUUUCCACCAGGAGCAGGAUGGAAAAUCUCAAAUUAAUCUAGUUGUAGUCUUGCAAAUAGCGACCCAGUCUUUGCGAAAUCUAAAAACUCGCGUUGUCUUUAGAUGUGAGAGGGACUCUUUUUAAAGUCUUUUCAAAGUCUUCUAGGUCAGUGGUUCCCAACUGGUCCCACCACAAAGGCUAGUUAGCUGUCUCUGUCAAGUAGCUGUACGUUAGUCACUCACUUUACAGCAGGGAACAGCACUUCACAAUAAAAGCUCUGUGCCAGAAAUUCACUGUUUUUAAACUUGACACGCUCGCAGGUCACUUGCAGUCCAUUCAGACUGGACCCGUGACCCACUUUUGGACUGCGACCCACCAGUUGGGAACCACCGCUCUAGUGUAUGGCUACUAUGUCAGAAAUCAGUACUCACUUUGCGUUAAUUGUAGACAUAAAACCUGGUUAGAAACUCCUGUUAUGCAUCACAGUGUAAAUUAAGGUCUGGUUUGAUUGGCCAAGGUUUAAUUACGUCAUCUAACAAAGGUUACGUUAUAAAUUUGUCUCCAUUACAACUCACAAGGUUCACUGACAAAACAACUGUCUUACACUAAACACGUUUUCCAAACAAAUACAACAUGCUAACGUUAUUAGCACAAGCCUAUGGCAUUUUACAUUGUAUAAAUUAGCCUAGCGACUAGCAGAGAUUUCCUCUGCUCAUAUGAAGCCAGGAUAAAUCACACACAGGACUUAAAAUGCUAUUUUAGUGGAGGAUUUAUUGUCUUCACAAUUUACAGUUUCUUAUCUGUGAAAUUAAAGUAAAUACAAGAUUUGUUUCCACUGAGGGAAAUGGUUUCAGCUUACAGAAACAGACAGGAGGUCUGCGUCGCUGUGACAAGUAGUUACUUUUCUGGGGAGGUGCACGUCAGGCUACGGCGUCGAUUCAAUGCAGAUGUAUAAAUCUCGCUUUACAGUAGGUCACGUCAGCGUUCCUGUUGGCGGUGCAAAUGCAAACAGAAAACACGCCCUUGCAGUUCUUAGGGGAGCUUCCCAGUAUGCGGUUCCUCUCAGUUCCCAGAACUGUUCGGUUCGACAUUGCCUCUGGUCAUCCACACCCCACUUGGAGUGGCUUCAUGCCCACCAAGAGUCCAGGGCCCCACGGUCUUAAAACCACUGGGUCAGAGGAAUACAGAGAAUGUGGACGGUUGAUAACAAAGGAUUCUUAAAGAGGACUUGGCCCAGUCACGAAGGGGGUUUACAUGUAGUGAUGUCAUCAUGCAGAAACCUACAGCAGGUCAAGUUGACACUAAAACAUACGUACUUUGACUAAAAUUUCAAUGUUUGGGUUUAAAUACAUCAGAAACACUAAUUGGAACCAACAGUGGGACAUUAAAACCACAAAAUGAAAAACAAAAAAAUUAACUAGAACUGCAAGCAGUUAUGAAUGGAGGCCAAGCCUCCCCGCGCAACUCGGCCCCCGUGCCCCACGGAGCCCACGGAAGUCAGCCCCGAAGCACGACGGGCUCAGGGCGAGCGCAGGGACGCGGGCCGACGUCCAAGCCGCGGUAUUUGCUGUAAUGGGAAAUGCGCCGGAAGUGUGAAAGGCUGAAUGUGUGGCAAUUUGGAUUUAUUGUAAUAAAUCACGCCCACAUUGACCAGUCAUGACCACCUUCAAUAUAUGGCCUCAGGAAUGGCCCUACAUCAUACUGACCGAAUUUCGUAGAAAUGGGUGUAGCCGUUUAAGAGAUUUGUAGCGCCUCCUAGCGGCCAACAUUCGCCAAAUUCGGCUCAUACCUUCACAGUGUCAUGCCAACUGAGGAUCUGAGAUUUGGUGUUGAUGGCAUUAAGUUUGACUGAGAUAUGCAGCAGUUUACAUUUUUAUAGCUAGCUACACAAAUUUGUUCAUUAAUAAUUUGCCGAAUUUUUGACGGAACAAAAUUCUUUUGAUAACUUUAGAUCAGAUCGGACAAAAUCCCAAGGAGGAGUUCAAAAAAGUAGGUUUUCCAGUUUUUGCGAUUUUGCAAAAAAAAAAAGAAAAAGAAGAAAAAUGUUAGGCGGAAGUGGGCGUGGCUAAUUGCAAAGUGAUUCAGCUCUAUUCAGGGAAUCUGGGGAUAUAACGUUUUUGAAUGUACGACAUACGGUGUGGGAGUUAUAGGCCAAAACGCGUUGGCCUUGGUUAUAGCGCCCCCUGCAGGCUUGCACGGUUUAACCUGCAGCACCACUUUUAUCAACGGAAGAAUAAAAAUAGAGAAAAACUAUAAAAAUCUUUACAAAAACAAUAGGGUUCCUAGCACUGCUGGUCCUGGUUUAAAAAUGUGCAAACCACCUCCUCUGCUGGACUCAGACUCUAACAGCUCUCACGACAGCCAGGUGAUCUGACGAGCCACAUGUGACCUUAACGAGUCCUUAACGAGGAAUGACAUACCCUGUGCUCCCACCAGUCAGUCAGAAGUGAAGGAGUCUUCUCAGCACGUCUAGGUAAGAGAUUUCUCUGCUGAUGUGACAUUUCAGUGCAGAAAUAAUUAGAUUAAAACCACUUUAUCUGCAUUACUGUGGACAUGGUCUUAGCCAAAAGGUGCUCUCUGAGAAAACCCCGCCCUCACCUUGUUGUUUACCAGAGUGUUUGUUAAGGUCAACUGAUUUCAUUUUUCUCUGCAGUAAAAAUGUGCAGUUUGUUGGCUUUAUAACAUAAAUAUCGUUCGCCAGCAUCAUCAUGAAUGUGCGAGAAAAGGGACUUGAGCGAGGGAAGGGAGCACCUGGGGCAAACACUAUUUAUAACCACGUAUGCAGCACGACUGGAGUUCCCGCUGCCGCCAAUAAAACCACUAAAACUCAAAUAGUAUUUGCCCCAUGUUCGGAGGAACGUGCCGAUCAUCACUCUUGGGAACCUUUAAAGACUCAGCAGAGAACCGGGGGUUACGUCUGUAACCUUCUGCUUCUCUGUGCGUUGGCCAGAAGUGCAGUAAUCUCAUAAAGUAUGUGAAAUAUGUGGAACAAAAAAACACGUGAAAAUCUAUUUGUACAGAUACAAUGGUUUAACCGUCCUGUUACAUUGUUGUAUUCAAUAUGUAGAACUUUAUAUGUGAUUGUGUGGAGAAGAUUUUUCUAUUAUUUAUUGAUUUAUUUUUAUUAAUUUCACUUGUGAGCUGACCAAAAUACCCCAUCUGUCUGUUCUGUCCAAAACUGAUGAUGAUGAUGAUGAUAAUGUGCAAUGUUACAGAGGGAAAUAUAUGUAUAGGGAUUAAAGAUUAUA